Messenger RNA from Oncorhynchus kisutch (coho salmon), 2607 nucleotides. RefSeq names its product vav guanine nucleotide exchange factor 3 (gene vav3a). The record is from RefSeq and is a predicted model, not a curated record. Lineage: Eukaryota; Metazoa; Chordata; Actinopteri; Salmoniformes; Salmonidae. Gene Ontology annotation, biological process: cell migration; intracellular signal transduction; regulation of GTPase activity. Gene Ontology annotation, molecular function: guanyl-nucleotide exchange factor activity; protein binding. Gene Ontology annotation, cellular component: cytoplasm; plasma membrane.
GCGCGCAAGAGAGAGAGAGAGAUGGAGAGAGGCAGGGAGGGAGAGCGCACGAACAGUGUUGCCGUUACUGUCAGCUGUGGAACGGUUCAGUCAUCAAUGGACAGGGUACACACGUAGCAUAGCCUCUUUCAAUGUGCCUUUAUUUCUGCUAUGAAACGGAGGGAAGUAUAAUCAAAUCCGGUUACCUAGUUUCGCUUUCAUCGUUUAAAUUGCAGAUUGAAAUGGAGACAACGUUGUGUUAGCGCGCGCUAUUGAUUAGACUCCAAUAGGCUUUAUUCCUUGCGGAAUAUUUGUUUGAUCUCAACCAUAUAUUAACAAUGAUGGAGUAUUGGAGGCAGUGCGCAUUAUGGCUGAUCAACUGCAAGGUGCUACCACCCAACCAUCGGGUAACAUGGGAGUCCGCCCAGGUAUUCGACUUGGCUCAGACACUCCGAGAUGGAGUGCUCCUGUGUCAGCUUCUCAACAACCUUCGACCCCAGUCCAUCAACCUCAAAGAGAUUAAUCUCAGACCGCAGAUGUCACAGUUCCUGUGCUUGAAGAACAUCAGGACAUUUCUCUCCGCCUGCUAUGAGAUAUUUGGCAUGAAGAAGAGUGAACUCUUUGAGGCCUUCGACUUGUUUGAUGUGCGGGACUUUGGAAAGGUUAUGGACACAUUGUCCAAACUGUCCCACACCACGAUUUCAGAACAAACCGGAAUAAAGGCUUUUCCUUCAGAGGAGAGUCUAGAAGAAGAUGAGGACAUCUAUAACCACCUAGAAGACUUGAUUGAUGAGAAAGGUGUGGAGGACGAGGAGGAUCUUUAUGACUGUGUCUAUGAUGAUGAAGACGGAGGAGAGAUCUAUGAAGAUCUGAUGAAGGCUGAAGCCGUCCGUCCUCCUCUGAAGCAGGUAGAGACAGACAUCAGGAGCUGCUGUCUGACAGAGAUCAAGCAGACUGAGGAGAAGUACACAGAGACUCUGGACUCCAUAGAGAAGUAUUUUAUGGCACCUCUUACGACAUUCCUGUCCUCAGAGGAGAUGAAGAAAGUGUUUGUCAACAUUCCGGACCUGGUUAAGGUUCACAAGAGUCUCAUGGUGGAGAUCCAAGACUCUGUCCGCCAUAAAAGUGCUCAGAACAUCUACCAGAUCUUCAUCCACUACAAAGAGAGAUUGCUAAUAUAUGGGAAAUACUGUAGCCAUGUAGAAACAGCCAUCGUUGCUUUGGAUGACAUCUGCAAACACAGAGAGGACAUCCGGAUGAAGCUGGAGGAAUGUGCAAAGAGAGCCAACUAUGGAAAGUUUACACUGAGGGAUCUGCUAGUGGUCCCUAUGCAGCGGGUACUCAAGUAUCAUCUUCUUCUACAGGAAUUAGUGAAACACACUCACGAUGCGGCUGACAAGAGCAAUUUGCGGCUGGCGCUGGAUGCCAUGAAGGACCUGGCUCAGUACGUCAAUGAAGUGAAGAGAGACAACGAGACUCUGAGAGACAUAGCCCAGUAUCAGAAAUCCAUCGAAAACCUUAAUCAGUCUCUUAGUACCUAUGGGAGACCAAAAGGAGACGGAGAGGUACGCGUUACCUCAAUCGACAAACGUGCCAAACAGGACCGGCACAUCUUCCUGUUCGAUGCUGCUGUGAUCGUCUGUAAGAGGAGAGGAGACAACUAUGAGAUGAAGGAGGUGAUCGACCUGCACCACUUCAAGAUCACCAACAACCCCACGUCAGAUAAGGAGAACAGGAAGUGGUCCUAUGGGUUUUACCUGACACACAACCAGGGGCAGAGUGGCUUCGAGUUGUUCUUCAAAACCAAGGAGCUGAAGAAGAAAUGGCUGGAGCAGUUUGGCAUGGCCAUAUCCAACAUACGUCCAGAGAAUGGCACCAGUAACUUCCAUGAGUUCAAGAUGCACACCUUCGACAGAAUUACAUCCUGUAGCUACUGCCACAUGCUGCUAAGGGGUAUCUUUAACCAGGGGUACCUUUGCUCCAAGUGUGGUGUUGGAGCCCAUAAGGAAUGUCUGGGGAGGUUUGGCAGCUGUGGAAAAACAGAUCCGGGCUCCUUCAGAACUCAGGAAAAAUCAGGGCAAGGACAGCGCUCAGAUCCAGGGUUACCUAAGAUGUUGGUGACCAGGAACUAUUUUGGCGUGCCAAGUCCCAUAUGUGGCCCGCCCCUCAACAUCCAGCAAGGUGACAUCAUCGAGCUGGUCUGUGCCGAUCUACACAGCUCCUGGUGGCAGGGCAAAAUUCUGGCGACGAGAGAGGUCGGCUUCUUUCCAAGUGAUGCCGUGAAGCCGUGUCCAUGUGUCCCCAAACCUGUCGACUACUCCACACAACCUUGGUUUGCUGGGCCCAUGGAGAGACUUCAGGCUGAGGCAGAGCUGAUCAACAGAGGGAACAGCACCUACCUGGUCCGCCACCGGAGCCGCGAGUUCACAGAGUAUGCCAUCAGCAUCAAGUACAGCAAUGACGUGAAGCACAUCAAGAUCCUGACCAGAGAUGCCUGCUUCCACAUCGCAGAGAACAAGAAGUUCAGGAGUAUAUUAGAACUAAUUGAGUACUACAAACACCAUUCAUUGAGGGAAGGCUUCAGAAGCCUGGACACCACACUGCAGUUCCCCUACAGAGAGCAGGAGA